AUGGUGAUCAGAAAUGCUAACAACAGAACCCUUCUGGAGCCAAACCUCACAACUUCCUUCUCGCUGCAAACUUCAUGUGAAAUCAAUGAGUCAUAUAAGUACAUAUUUCUACCCCUGUGUUACUCUUUCACCUUGGUUCUCAGUUUGACCCUCAAUUCCAUCAUAUUGUACAGAUCACUGCGACGUACAAAACGGUGGAACCCAUCACUGUUGUACAUGUUUAACCUUGCACUGACAGACUUCAUGUAUGGGCUUUCUCUACCAUUCCUCAUUGCCAGUUACAUCAUGAAAAAUCAAUGGGUCUUUGGAGACUUCAUGUGCCGUUUGGUGAGGUUCCUAUUCUAUUUCAAUCUCUACUGCAGUAUCUUCUUCCUAACUUGUAUCAGCUUCCACAGGUAUCUUGGUAUUUGCCAUCCGAUGAAGUCCAUCAACAGAGGAAAGAAGAAGACAGUAAGAGUUGUUUGUGUUUUGGUAUGGUUUGUUAUCUUUGCCUUAACCAGUCCAAUAUUCCGCUUUGCCAGAACAGAAUCAUCUGCAAAUUUGACAAGCUGCUGGGAUGAUGCAGUGGACAAAGAUCUUCUAAACUAUGUACCAUAUGGGAUGUUCCUCCACCUGUUGGGUUUCUUUGUGCCCUUCUGUAUCAUUGCUUGGUGCUAUUCUCGUGUUGUAAGCACCAUCUUCAAGACCAUGAACAGCCAACAAUUCCAGUCAGGUACACCAGCUAUGGAAAAGCGAAGGAAAUCCAUCAAGACUGUGGUGACCAUUACAUUUCUGUUUGCAUUGUGUUUUCUUCCAUUCCACAUAACCAGAACUCUAUUUCUGAUCUUGAGAGUGAUGCGAAAUAUAGACUGUCAUACUGUAAAUGUGGUUAGUAUCUGCUACAAGGUCACCAGGCCCUUGGCGAGCUUCAAUGCAUGGCUCAAUGCUUUGCUUUACUUUCUCACGAAGGACAAGUGGAGGCAGACCUGUUUGAAACCAGUAAAAACUGAAAAUGAUUCCAAGUCUUCUGGGAACAUUUUCAAACCAUUCACGUGA
This is a messenger RNA of Protopterus annectens (West African lungfish), 1035 nucleotides long. RefSeq names its product P2Y purinoceptor 4-like. NCBI's taxonomy places the organism in Eukaryota, Metazoa, Chordata, Ceratodontiformes, Protopteridae. The transcript has a single exon. The record is from RefSeq and is a predicted model, not a curated record. Gene Ontology annotation, biological process: G protein-coupled receptor signaling pathway; cellular response to pyrimidine ribonucleotide. Bases 1 to 1035 code for a protein of 344 amino acids. Gene Ontology annotation, cellular component: plasma membrane. Gene Ontology annotation, molecular function: G protein-coupled UTP receptor activity; G protein-coupled ADP receptor activity; G protein-coupled UDP receptor activity.